Sodiomyces alkalinus F11 is the source of this 1721-nucleotide messenger RNA. RefSeq names its product solute carrier family 35 member B1. Lineage: Eukaryota; Fungi; Ascomycota; Sordariomycetes; Glomerellales; Plectosphaerellaceae. Gene Ontology annotation, molecular function: UDP-galactose transmembrane transporter activity; UDP-glucose transmembrane transporter activity. Gene Ontology annotation, biological process: UDP-galactose transmembrane transport. Gene Ontology annotation, cellular component: Golgi membrane; endoplasmic reticulum membrane. The transcript is spliced from 3 exons. The record is from RefSeq and is a predicted model, not a curated record. Bases 202 to 1485 code for a protein of 427 amino acids.
CUUGAAUCACCUAAAACUUUGAUUGAUGUUGCGUGUCCUUAUCACUCUUGUUGACUCGUACUGCAGUUUCUUCCUUUUCUUAUUUUACUGAAAUACAUUGGUUUCAGUCAUGGGAACAAGUUAAACCUCAAUUGAUGUUCUUCUGCUACUGCUCAGUUUCUUUCUCUUGACACUCGGCUUUGCACCUCUUCGCGACGAACCAUGGCGCGUUCUAAACAAGCGACCCCUAUCCGACGGGAGGCGUCGUCCGAGUACUUCAGUAAAUAUGAUGGUGCUGCGCGCAAAAAGGACGCUGUUAUCACCAAGCCAGUGGCGAAUGGCAAGAUUGUCGCAGCUCCCGUCACAGCUGAGAGCACUUCUGCCCAGAUCGAGUCCCACCAUGCGGUCGCAUUCAAGCUUCUGGUCGCGGUGACGGGAAUUUACGUAUCCUUCAUCACCUGGGGCUACCUCCAAGAGAAGCUCACCACGACACGGUACGGACCCGUCGACGACCCGGAAGUCUUCCAAUAUCCCGUCUUCCUGAACACGAUUCAGUCCCUCUUCGCUGCCGUCACGGGCUUUCUAUACCUCUGCUGGAGCGCCUCGCGCACCACUGCUACCGACAGCACCACGCCACGAUCGCUACCGCCCAUCUUCCCCUCUCGGCGCAUGGUGCUGCCGCUCAUCCUAGUCUCCGUGACCUCGUCGCUCGCUUCGCCAUUUGGCUACGCGUCCCUCGCGCACAUCGACUACAUCACCUACCUGCUGGCCAAGUCGUGCAAGCUCCUCCCCGUCAUGUUCUUGCACACGACCCUCUUCGGGCGCCGCUACCCGCUGUACAAGUACCUCGUCGUCGCGGCGGUGACGCUCGGCGUCGCCAUCUUCACCCUGCACACCGGCUCGGCCAAGAAGAGCCGCAGGACGGCCGCCAACCCGGACGCGAACCUGCCCUGGGGUCUUCUCUUGCUUGGUAUUAACCUGCUGUUCGACGGCCUGACCAACACGACCCAGGACUACAUCUUCUCCACCUUCAAGGGCUACACGGGACCCCAGAUGAUGUGCGCGAACAACUUGGUCAGCAGCGCUGUCACCACGCUCUACUUGCUCCUGAGCCCCUGGCUCGUCCGCAUGCGCGUUGGAGAGUGGCUCGGGAUGGAUGUCGCCAGUAGCACGGGCGAGUUGGUCGGCGCCCUCGCUUUCAUGGGCCGCAAUCCCGAGGUCUGGUUUGACGUUCUCGGCUUCGCGACGUGCGGUGCCAUCGGCCAGGUGUUCAUCUUCUACACGCUCUCGACCUUCUCUUCGGUUGUCCUGGUCACAGUCACCGUGACCCGCAAGAUGGUCACCAUGGCCCUCUCUGUUUUCGCCUUCGGCCACCGCCUCACGGGCAUGCAAUGGCUUGGCGUCGGCCUCGUCUUUGGUGCCAUCGGCGCCGAGGCCCGCAUCGCUACAGUCGAGAAACAGAAGAAGGUUGCCGCCGCCAAGUCCAAGUUAGAAAAGACACAGUAGUAGAGUGUAGAGUAUACAGCAUGUGGACGAGGCGGGGUGCAGGCUGGGAGAAGGGGGGCCGGGUUUUCGUCUCCCAAUCCACUGCCUUGAGUACAGCAUCGAAUGGCGUUGGGGUGUUUAUCAUGGGCAACGUUAGAGUGGUCUUAUUAGAGACUUGACAUAGAAACAGAUAUCUACUCGGUACAUUUCAUAUAAGGGGCUUAACCCUUGCAAAAUAGAUGGUACAUACAACCGGA